GUUUUGGUUUGGAUGAGCCACAAGGCCCAUUACGACACUCAUCAGAGCAUAAAUUUACAAUUUUACAUCAUCAGCUAUUGUGGAUCCCCAAUAAGGCAAUAAUUUUGGAAUCCAAGAACUAGAAUCACAGUGACACAGAUCUCUUCCGGAAUGAUAUCUCCAGUAAACAUCAGUAAGUACUGAUGUAAAAGCAAUCAUACAACUCCUUGAAAAUCAAGUCUUCAUAUUCGAUUUAAUUUCUGCGCCCAUCUAAACGUCAAACCAACCUCCCAACUCCCCCACAAAAACCCCAGUACUGUCAAUCUUCAACCAAAACACAAAUCUCAAUCCUCUCUCCUCCUUCAAUAGCGAUGCAGUGGGCUUUGGUCUGCCAUGGCAUAAUCACACUGUUAGUAGUAAUCUCCUUCUUAUGUGGGCAAUGGCCAAUUUUCCAGGGUACAUUUAUUGAACACAUUCACAAUUUCAUCACCUUUGGCGCCUAUGAUUAUUUCCUGAGAUUUGUGGGAUGGGUUUGUGGAGAUCGAGGUAUGAAUGCAGUUCUCUCGGUUGAAUUCCACUGUUGCAAUCGUUCUAAUCCUAUAUUACAGAUCUUUUACCUUGCAAUACUUUCAACAACAUACUACUUUAUUGUGACAUCCUCAUUUGUUUACAUCCCUAAUUACUAUUUGGGUGAAAUUCAUAGGUAUACAAGCAUACUGGCUGUUGGUUUUGGUGUUGUACUCUUUUUGCUAACUAGCUUUACCGAUCCUGGAACUGUGACUGCAAAAAACGUAUCCCAGUAUAUUUCCGUGUAUCCGUAUGAUAAUGUCAUAUAUUCGGAUAAAGAAUGUUCAACUUGCAAAAUCCCGAAACCUGCAAGAUCCAAGCACUGCAGUGUGUGUGAUCGUUGUGUGGCGCGAUUUGAUCAUCACUGUGGAUGGAUGAAUAACUGUAUUGGAGAAAGAAACACUAGGUACUUCAUGGCGUUUCUUUAUUGGCACUUCUUUCUUUGUUUAUAUGGAGCUGUUGCGAUUAUUUUUAUUCUCGCUAGUCGGUUGAAGGAAAUGAAGAUAAUAUAUGUUUUGACAGUCUACUAUGGUGUAGAAAAUUCAUUCCGUGGGUUAGCUCCACACCUUGCACAGUGGCUGGUGGGCUCCUAUAACACUCAAAUACUUCUGAUGGUAUUUCUUGCAAUUGUCUCUUUGCUAAUGGCUGCUUUCUUCGGCUACCACACAAAACUGUGUCUUUCAAAUACCACUACAAAUGAGACAUACAAGUGGCAAGAUUAUAUAAGCCUGCAGAGGAAGAUAAAUGAAGCAAAAGCCAGUGCAAUGGCCCUGAGGGAAAGUAUUAGUGGACUUAGCCCUGAAAGCAAGCCUCCGGAGAGCAAAUGGAAAUCCUAUUUCAGAAGGUCACCUUUGAGAGAUGCAGGGGUGGUGUCAAAGAUAAAUAUUUACGACAAAGGAAUUGUUCAUAAUCUUUGUGAGGUUAUCUUCCCCUUUUCAACAAGAUCCUCCUUCAUGCGAGCUAAAGAAAAGUCUAGUUAGAGAGAGAACGUUGUAAAUUUGUUGUAUAAUUCAUUGCAUUUUAGCAACUUGAUAUGCUUUCCAAGGCUUCAAUCAACACUGGAGUUGCAGUUCGAAAGAAGAAGGGAUGGGGGCGUAGAGGACUAGAGGUGUUCAUGUCUGGUGCUUAUUAUACAUUCCUAGGAGCUAGCUAGUCUGAACAUGAGGUGAUGGUUUUGAAGAUUGAACCACAGUGUAUUAGUUAAUACUUCAUUCUUUGCCAAUAAGGCGUGUACAUUUAUGUUGAAGAAGAGCAAUAUUAGGGAAUAUAUUUGCUUACUAUGACUUUACAUUCAGAAUUUUGUUUUUACAAAUUUAAAGAAAGUUUAGUAACUUCUGCUGA
This is a messenger RNA of Spinacia oleracea (spinach), 1887 nucleotides long. RefSeq names its product probable protein S-acyltransferase 17. The record is from RefSeq and is a predicted model, not a curated record. The transcript has 10 exons. Gene Ontology annotation, biological process: peptidyl-L-cysteine S-palmitoylation; protein targeting to membrane. NCBI's taxonomy places the organism in Eukaryota, Viridiplantae, Streptophyta, Magnoliopsida, Caryophyllales, Amaranthaceae. Gene Ontology annotation, cellular component: Golgi apparatus; endoplasmic reticulum. Gene Ontology annotation, molecular function: protein-cysteine S-palmitoyltransferase activity. Bases 351 to 1526 code for a protein of 391 amino acids.